Messenger RNA from Sycon ciliatum, 2489 nucleotides. Its product is annotated as tyrosine-protein kinase SRK2-like. Gene Ontology annotation, molecular function: signaling receptor binding; ATP binding; non-membrane spanning protein tyrosine kinase activity. NCBI's taxonomy places the organism in Eukaryota, Metazoa, Porifera, Calcarea, Leucosolenida, Sycettidae. The transcript is spliced from 4 exons. Gene Ontology annotation, cellular component: extrinsic component of cytoplasmic side of plasma membrane. The coding region runs from base 213 to 1721 and encodes 502 amino acids. Gene Ontology annotation, biological process: cell differentiation; innate immune response; cell surface receptor protein tyrosine kinase signaling pathway. The record is from RefSeq and is a predicted model, not a curated record.
UGAGACUUGCUGCUGUGUGUUUUGAUUGUGGUUUCGUAGUGUCCCGCAGUUUCGAGAGAAGAGCAACCUUGUAAUUCACGGAUGAGUGUUAGCUGGCGUCUGGUUCUUGUUGUGGAAGCAGUUCCAGACGUUUAGUCCCCUUCAUUUUUCUUGCUUUACUGUGAGGUUGGAUACUACUAGUAGCUGGACGGAUGUUCGUAUAAUGGAUAGAAAUGGGGUGUUGCUGCUCCAGUAGUUCCGGCGACAAGGGGACUGUUUCGGGCAAGGAUCGUGGACAUUCAGCAGCUCAACCUGAAUCACAACCCGGUGGCCAUGGUCUUCAAGGCAGGAGUUUGCCAAGCGCGCCCCAGCAGAGUGCAACGCCAGCAAACAAAGCCAAUGUCUUCAUAGGACUGUAUGAUUAUGAAGCCCGCACAGACGAGGACCUUAGCUUUUCUAAAGGAGAGCUCUUGGAGGUCCUAAACAACACAGAUGGAGAUUGGUGGCAAGCCAAAUCCACAGUCACUGGCAAGACUGGGUAUAUUCCCAGCAACUAUGUGGCUCAACAUGAUUCGAUGAAGGCACACGAUUGGUUCUUUGGACCCAUCAAGCGUGCUGAUGCUGAGAAGAAGCUUCUCGCACCCGGAAACCCUCACGGCACCUACCUCAUCCGUGAGUCUGAGUCACAGCCCGGGAACUUUUCCUUGUCCAUCCGCGAGCAUGACUCCGUCAAGCAUUACCGUAUCCGGACGAUGGACAACGGUCAUUAUUUCAUUGCAAGUAGAGCAGUGUUCCCAACGUUAGCUGAGCUCGUCGAGCACUACAAGGGAACUUCUGAUGGAUUGUGCACACGGCUGACGCAGAUCUGCACUGAUGCAGCACAGCCUCAAACGCUUGGCCUGUCCUACAACACUAAGGAUCAAUGGGAAAUCCCUCGCACUCAAAUUCAGCUGAAGAAUCGGCUUGGUGCUGGACAGUUUGGUGAGGUCUGGGGCGGUCUUUGGAACGGAACAACGCAGGUGGCUGUAAAAACCCUGAAGCCUGGUUCUAUGUCUCCUGAAGCCUUCUUGGAGGAGGCCACACUUAUGAAGCAGCUUCGGCAUGAGAAGCUCGUUCAGCUGUAUGCAGUAUGUACACAGGAGGAGCCAUUGUACAUCAUUACCGAGCUUAUGAAGCAUGGUUCUCAACUCGACUAUCUCCAAAAGGGGGAAGGACGCUUCCUCAAGAUCGAAGCGUUAGUUGACAUGGCAGCGCAGGUUGCUGCUGGUAUGGCUUAUCUUGAGCAACAGAACUACAUUCACAGAGAUUUGGCUGCCCGUAAUAUUCUUGUUGGUGAGGGCAACAACUGCAAGGUGGCUGAUUUUGGACUUGCUCGUGUCAUUCAAGACGAUGAGUACUGUGCCCGAGAAGGAGCCAAGUUCCCCAUCAAGUGGACGGCACCAGAAGCUGCGUUAUACAACCGCUUCACAAUCAAAUCUGAUGUUUGGUCCUUCGGAAUUCUGCUCUCAGAAAUCAUUACGUAUGGACGUGUUCCCUACCCUGGAAUGACCAAUGCUGAAGUGCUCACAAAGGUGGACCGGGGCUACCGUAUGCCUCAACCUCCGGGUUGCCCUGAUCCAUUUUAUCAAGUCAUGCUAGACUGCUGGCGUCCCGAGGAAAUGGAACGGCCGACCUUUGAGUACUUGCGAUACCGUUUAGACGACUACUUUGUCUCCUCAGAAGGUCCCUAUAAAGAAAUGUAAUACCUCUCUCCAGAUUUUCACCAGUCUUCUGCUUCUUGUCUUCUUAUCUGUCUUACCGGCUUUUUCCAUGAAACAUAAUGACCUGCCUUGACGAAUAUAUAUUUUGGCUACUUCAUGUCUACUUGUUCUACUGUAUGAUAAUUGGCCAACCCGGCUCUUCUGUCCGUGAAUAUACAAAAAAAAGCUGACACUCAAUACAUUGUAUAGUUGGCGAGGGCCAGCGCCUAGGGGUCAUUCUGUCUUCUUACGUUCCGAGGUGGGCUUAUCUCUGUGUUAGGCAGAAAUAGUCCAAACUGGACAGGUCAAGCCUGCAUAACGAUAAUUGACUGUUGGUGACAUGCUUGAGAUUGAAGGGCCAGAAUUCGCAUGAACACCAGCUCAGCUUGAAUAGCUUGACACUGUCCGCAUGCUAUUCUUUUUGUCGCCAAGUAAUCCUAUCUGUAGGAUUGGCCUUCAAACCAGGUACUUUACUCUUCUGUGCAAGUCAUCCAAUAUCAUCGCAGAUGUCUACCCCACACAUGUAUAUCAAGCUGGACAGGUGCCAUACCAAGUCCAAAUCCUAUACUAUUAUAAUACAGUAGAGUCUCACGCUCAAGAACGUUGUUUCCAAGGGCGUUCUUAUUUUUCUUAUUUGGCGAUUUAUCACGUUCUUACUAUAUAGACAAUCCGUACUGGUCGGUUUCUUCUUACUUUGAUGUAGCAUUUCAGGCUGGACUUUCUUGGCGUGCGACUGCACAGGAUUUUGAAUGCAUGUCUUUUGAACUUUGA